AUGAAUCACCCCAAACUCCCCAAACUCCCCAAUCACCCCAAACUCCCCAAUCACCCCAAUCACCCCAAACUCCCCAAUCACCCCAAACUCCCCAAUCACCCCAAACUCCCCAAACUCCCCAAUCACCCCAAACUCUCCAAACUCCCCAAUCACCCCAAACUCCCCAAUCACCCCAAUCACCCCAAACUCCCCAAACUCCCCAAUCACCCCAAACUCCCCAAUCACCCCAAACUCCCCAAUCACCCCAAUCACCCCAAACUCCCCAAACUCCCCAAUCACCCCAAACUCCCCAAACUCCCCAAUCACCCCAAACUCCCCAAUCACCCCAAACUCCCCAAACUCCCCAAACUCCCCAAUCACCCCAAACUCCCCAAUCACCCCAAACUCCCCAAUCACCCCAAACUCCCCAAUCACCCCAAACUCCCCAAACUCCCCAAUCACCCCAAACUCCCCAAACUCCCCAAUCACCCCAAACUCCCCAAACUCCCCAAUCACCCCAAACUCCCCAAACUCCCCAAAUUCCCCAAACUCCCCAAUCACCCCAAACUCCCCAAUCACCCCAAACUCCCCAAUCACCCCAAACUCCCCAAACUCCCCAAUCACCCCAAUCACCCCAAACUCCCCAAACACCCCAAACUCCCCAAUCACCCCAAAUUCCCCAAACUCCCCAAUCACCCCAAACUCCCCAAACUCCCCAAUCACCCCAAAUUCCCCAAACUCCCCAAACUCCCCAAUCACCCCAAACUCCCCAAUCACCCCAAACUCCCCAAUCACCCCAAUCACCCCAAUCACCCCAAACUCCCCAAUCACCCCAAACUCCCCAAACUCCCCAAUCACCCCAAACUCCCCAAACUCCCCAAUCACCCUUGGAGAAGCCUCGGUCUGAGUCUGUGUCUGCUGCAGGAGGAGGAGCCUGAAGACAGCGGCUCCAAUGGUUCUGACGACUCCAGCGGAGACAGCGACGAGACCGAGAGCGAGACCACGAGUGACGACAGCGACCUGAGCGAGGAAGAGGAGGAGGAAGAGGAGGAGCCGCUGUCUUUACAGUGGCCGGACACACCCAGGAAACAGGCCACUUACCUGUUCCUGCUGCCAAUCAUCAUCCCCCUCUGGCUCACGGUGCCCGACGUCCGCAACCAGAAAUCUCGGAAGUUCUUUGUGAUGACUUUCCUGGGGUCUAUCGCGUGGAUCGCCAUCUUCUCCUACCUCAUGGUGUGGUGGGCGCAUCAGGUGGGAGAGACCAUCGGGAUCUCAGAGGAGAUCAUGGGCCUCACCAUCCUGGCCGCGGGGACCUCCAUCCCGGACCUCAUCACCAGUGUGAUCGUGGCGCGUAAAGGCCUGGGCGACAUGGCUGUGUCCAGCUCUGUGGGCAGCAACAUCUUCGACAUCACUGUGGGUCUCCCGGUGCCGUGGCUCAUGUACUCCAUCGGUCACGGCUUCGCUCCGGUGGCCGUCAGCAGCAACGGUCUGUUCUGUGCCAUCGUGCUCCUCUUCCUCAUGCUGCUCUUCGUCAUCAUCUCCAUCGCGUGGUGCAAGUGGAAGAUGAACAAGCUGCUGGGCUCCACCAUGUUCCUUCUCUACUUCAUCUUCCUGGUGCUGAGCGUGAUGCUGGAGGACCGCAUUAUUGUCUGCCCCGUCUCCAUCUGA
Molecule: messenger RNA, 1647 nt
Organism: Knipowitschia caucasica
Lineage: Eukaryota; Metazoa; Chordata; Actinopteri; Gobiiformes; Gobiidae
Source: the annotation of a GenBank genome assembly